GCCAGAGCAGCAAGUGCUGAGUGAGACCAGAGCAUCCCUGCACCCCAUUCCUGCAUCCCACCCGUGCAACCCAGCGUGAGCUCAGGACUGAAUCCAGAAGCUUCUGGGUCCUCCCUAGCUGCAGCACCGGACCCCCGUCCCGACAGCCACUUGCACGGGAGCAAAUCGACCAGGGGUGCCACUUUGGAACUGGGAGACGAUGGUGCCCCUGGGCAGCCCUUCUCUUGCUGUCUGUGCCUCCAGCAACCUGCGCCUCGUGGCCCCGGGCCGCAGCUCCCCCCUGGCCUGGCUGAACCGCGGUCCCGAGUGCCCGCGGGAGCUGGGGGGCAGCAGGGGCAGGACCCCCAGCGCCGUGGAGCGGCUGGAGGCCGACAAGGCCAAAUACGUCAAGUCCCAGCAGGUCAUCAACAGCAGGCAGGAGCCGGCGCUGCGGGGCUGCUCGCCUCGCUUCUCGCCCCGCUUCUCGCCCCGCGGCCGGCGCCUCCUGGCCCGUCAGCAGUGUAACGAGCUGUGUCCGGGCUCCGAGCUGGGCCGGGAGGGUCCCAGGAAGCUGCCGUGUCCCCAGUCUCCCGUGUCACGCCGGGCCGGUGGCAGGCGCCUGCUGAGACCCGACUCCCUCAUCAUCUACCGGCAGAAACGGGACUGCUCGGCCGGGGACAAGGAGAACACCAAGGGCGCCGGGCUGGUGCGACGCCUCUUCCAGGGACCCCUCAGAGACAAGCCCCCCAGCUCUCCCCCGGCCAGGAGGCUGGGUGAGGAGCCUCCAGCCCCCCAGAGCCCCGAGACCCCCAUGCUGUGGGUGCCCGCGGAGAAGGUGGAGGUGAGGACGCAAGGUGCCAGCAGCAGCAGCGGGGGCAGUGGUGGCAUCUUCGCUCUUCCUGGCAGCGCCACGGCACAGCCCCCGCAGCCCCCCGGCAAGCAGGCGCUGGCGCUGCGCGCAUCGCUGCCGCUGUCGGAGCAGGAGCGGUUCUUCAACUACUGCGGGCUGGAGCGGGCGCUGGUGGAGCUGCUGGGCCGGGAGCGGUUCGGGCCGGCGGGCUGGGACAACGCCUCGGCUCGGCUCCACGGCUCCGCCGAGUCCGAGCCCGGCCGGGCCUCGGAGGGCAGCGAGGGCCGCGCGGGCCCGAGCGAUGAGGAGCCGGAGGCUCGGCUGGGCUCCAGCGUCUCGGUGGUGGAACGCAACGCCCGGGUCAUCAAGUGGCUCUACGGCUGCCAGAGAGCCUGGGCGGCUGCCAAGGAGUCCACCGUCUAGCAGAGGCAGCCUGGCUGGGCACAGGGACAUCCGUGCGGCGCCCGCUGCCUGGAUGUGGCCGAUGGGCUGGUGGCAUCCACGGCCCUGGUGCCGUGGGGCUGCUGUUGGCUGGGAGGUCCAACCCCAGAGCUCAGCAUGGUGGCGGCACCUGAGGGGCCACUUACAGAAGGAACUUUCCUGGCAGAGUUUGCCCUUGGCCCCCGGGGCCGGUGGGCUGCUGUCCCUCUGCUGUCACCUACCUUCUCCAGCCUCCCCGGGUGGUGGGAUGGGCCUGCAGCCCCCAUCGGCUGCUCACCUCCGAGACCAGCUGCAGGCUGUAGGGGGUGGGCAGAGCCUGGGCACUCAGUGCCCACCCCGCAGCCCCUUCCAACACUCAAUAAACCUGCUUUGGGUUUUUUUGUA
Messenger RNA from Pogoniulus pusillus (Red-fronted tinkerbird), 1654 nucleotides. It is a transcript of the gene FAM110D, whose product is annotated as family with sequence similarity 110 member D. The record is from RefSeq and is a predicted model, not a curated record. Bases 200 to 1252 code for a protein of 350 amino acids. NCBI's taxonomy places the organism in Eukaryota, Metazoa, Chordata, Aves, Piciformes, Lybiidae. The transcript is spliced from 2 exons.